UUCCCUAUCCCCCAGUUCCUGGUGAAGUUUUUCGAGUAGCAUCCAGAAGAUUCCUGAGCUGGGAUCCUUCCACUUUAGUGGAUGCAUCACUACCAACCAUGUCCAGUGAUACAGAGGAGGAGUCCUCAGAGCCCAGCACCAUGCCCAGCAUCUUUGGGGAAGAGGUGUUCACCAGGCAGUACACCAUCCUGAAGGCCUUAGGCCAGGGUGGCAGUGCGAAGGUCAUGCUGGCCCUGCACCGUCUCACGGGCGCCACAGUCGCGGUGAAGGCUCUGAUGAAGCAGGAGAAGCGGAGUGAGCCGCCAGCGUCUGAGGUCGACAUCAUGAGGAUGCUCAGACAUCCUAACAUUGUUUCCCUCCUGCAGGUGAUAGAAACAGAGUGGAACAUUUACUUAAUUAUGGAAGUGGCUGAGGGUGAACAGCUAUUCAAUCGCAUCCAGAAGUCUGGAUGCCUGAAGGAAGAUGAGGCGAGAAGCAUAUUAGUUCAGCUGUUUAGUGCCAUAGGCUACUGCCAUGACAAAGGUGUUGCUCAUAGAGACCUAAAGCCUGACAAUGUCAUAGUGGAUGAGCACGGGAAGGUGAAAAUUAUUGACUUUGGCCUAGGUGUCAGAUUCAGGCCUGGGCAAAAGCUGGAAAAGCCAUGUGGCACCUUCGAGUUCAUUCCUCCCGAAGUCUUCCUGGGCUUCCCUUAUGAUGGCCCCAAAGUAGAUGUCUGGACCUUGGGGGUCCUCUUAUAUUAUAUGGUGACAGGGAUUGUCCCAUUUGCAGGGGCCACCUUGUCAGAACUCAGGGAACAAGUUCUGUACGGGAGGUAUGACAUCCCCUAUCAGCUUUCCAAAGACUUAAGGAGCAUGAUCAGCCUAUUACUAACUGUGAAUUCGAGGCAGAGGCCAACUGUGCGGGACCUCAUGGGCCACCCAUGGCUUCAGAAAGGGGAAAAGACAUUUACAAUUCAUUGCAAUGGAGACACCAGCUGCCCAGACCUUGAGAUUAUGGCAGCCAUGCAAAACAUUGGGUUUGACACCCAGGAUAUAAGACAAUCUUUAAAACACAGGAAGUUCAAUGAAACCAUGGCUGUAUACCACUUACUGAGAUGUCAGGCAUGCCAGGACUGUGACAGUAAUGUCCACACAAAGGUAAUGAACCCAGGAGUAACACCUUUUCCUUCUGUUGAAGACCCUGACAUGUUUUCCCUGCCCCUCAGGAGAAGGGCCAGUGAACCUUCUCUUCGGAUAUUAGUCUCACCCACAGAAAACCCUGAUCAGAGUCAAAGGAAGGAGAUGGAUGACCCUGACCUGCCCGAGAAGACACCCAAUCUGGGCAGAGGUCACAAGCGCUCUAUGACUGCGCCGUGUAUUUACUUACCAAGAGACAAUGUGAUUGAUGUGGAAGACACCAGCUUCUCCAGUAGCUCCCGGUCAGGAAAGGCCUCAAGUGGCCUGGAACAGAGCAGAACUUCAAUCUCAAGCUCCCUGCAGCUCAGAGGCUGGGCAGGAUGGAAGAAGAGGAUUCUGGCAUGCAUCCUCAGACUAUGCUGCUGUAUGUCAUCCCACAAAAGGUGUCCAAGGAAAGUGUACCCCCCAAAGUGAGGGGACACUGAGAUGACAAGAAGUGUGAGGCAUGGUCCAGGCUUUCUUCUGACUGGCCUCUCCAUCUCAGCACAGGCAGAAGCCCAGCCAAGCAGCAUGGAAGUCUAUCUUUUCCCAGCCUGCCUCUCAUUGGCUCCUGUUUCUGCCUGGUGUCCUAGUACCCGGGUGACCUGACAUCAGAGGAAGACUGGGGAGUUCACAGUCGGACACACUGCCCUGCUUGUCAGAAAAGAAAGAAGAGGGAGGCUGGUGCUGCCCUCAAGACUUUCCAGAAAUGGACCACCCCAGACUUGAUGCUCCAGCUCGGGCUGGGAGCUCCUUCCUGCUCCUUCCACUAAAACUCAACCUGCAGCUACAACCGAGGGGCUAGCUCCUGUGGAGGGGGUUACCUUCAGUUCUGCCCGCUGGGACCUGCUGCUUCUGGGAACUGCUCUCCACAGAGGACUGCUCUUCACUGCUUUUGGGGGGCCUCUGAACGAUGACAGCUGUAACUCUCCCAGUCUCUCUUGAAUGGCAUCCUGCUGCCACUGAGAGUAUUAGAGUUCCUACUUUCUGGGUUGUAUUUCUUUUGUGUUUGUGUGUGUUUGUGUCUGAAUGGUUCCUCCUAUGUUGGAAAUAAAACUCUCCCUCUUUUUG
Messenger RNA from Peromyscus leucopus (white-footed mouse), 2225 nucleotides. Its product is annotated as sperm motility kinase Z-like. The record is from RefSeq and is a predicted model, not a curated record. Gene Ontology annotation, cellular component: cytoplasm. Gene Ontology annotation, molecular function: protein serine/threonine kinase activity; ATP binding; tau-protein kinase activity. The transcript is spliced from 3 exons. Lineage: Eukaryota; Metazoa; Chordata; Mammalia; Rodentia; Cricetidae. Gene Ontology annotation, biological process: protein phosphorylation; microtubule cytoskeleton organization; intracellular signal transduction. Bases 99 to 1589 code for a protein of 496 amino acids.